ACGAUAGGUAUACAACGUCUUUUAGUCACGGUCGGUAAGCUAGAAAUCCCGUUUAUCAAACAUGGCGGCUCGUUUUCUGCUACAAUGCUGUGGUAGCAGCAUAUAGUAGUCCGUCCGCGCACUCCACGUUUUUCACAUUGUUUGUUGUCAAAAUAAGCAUCGAAUGAUGCUCCGAACAAUUGAAAUCAGAAAAAGUGACCAAUGUUGUUGAGAAGAAUUAUUUGAAAUAUUUUUUAGUUCAUUCGAAAUGUCAAACGCUUUAGUAAGGAAAAGUUUAGAACUUAUCAGUUUUGAGACAGACGUAAUUAAAGACAAACGUAAGAAGAAGAAAACGAAAUCUUCGGGAGCUUUGGAUCUGAUUCCUGUCAAUCAUCGGAUAAUCUCCAAGAACAAGAAAAAGGGGUCCACAGUCCUUUUGAAGCGCUCGAGCAAAAUAACGGUUUACGAUGCUAAAAAGCAAUUAGAAACCAAGAGUGAUCCUACGGAAGAAAACGUAAAGAGGCUUCUACUUUUGAGUGGCAAUAGACUAGAUUCGGAUACAUCGGAAAAACUUCUAUCUCGAGCAUCCAAGAAACUAAUUCAUAAGAAGAAGGAAGAAAAACCAGUUGAAGAAGAGCGGACUGUAUUUACUGAAGAAGACUUUAAGAAGUUUGAAGCAGAAUACGUGGACGAGUAAACGACUCAUAUUAGUACUUGAGAGAAAAGAAACGAUAAUGUUGAGCACUGACAGAGAAAAAGGAAAAGCCUUGUUGAUAUUAGCUUCUAUUUUUUUCUUGUAUUACACUAUUUGGGUCAUUGGCUUGCCUUUUAUUGAUGACAUUAGAUUGAAAUCACUAUUCUUGUCACAUAAUACUGCUUUGAUGGUUCCAGCUAUUAGUGGUCUCUGCUUUGUCGGUGGUCUAGUGAUAUUUACUAUUUACCAUAUCUAUCCUUAUUUGGGUAGUAACAAAGUAAAAGAUAAGAAGCAAUAAGUUUUGUAAAAAAAUUCAUUUUUAUAUUUACAAAUAGAUUAUUUGUAAUAGAAUGUUGUGUUAUACUAUAACUAUUACAGAAUAAAUUAUUUUGAAUGUCAGAUAGCCUCAAGCAUGUUGUGCAGAUCUAAGCACCCAUUAACUGUUAUGUAAUCCAAAGAUAACAGUUAUUCUAUUUGUCUUGAACAAACGAGAUGUUGAUUUGAUUCUGCAGUGUUCCUGUUGAACAGUGUCUUUUUAAGAAAUCGUGUAUUUUUGACAAGAACAUUAAAAAUGAAGUGGCUAAUAAUUGGAAUUUCUGGACCAACGUGCAGUGGAAAAACCAGUGUAGCUAAAAAAGUGCAUGAAAAUAUUAAAGGUUCAAUCCUUAUUAAUCAAGAUGCAUAUUUUUUAACUGAAGAUGAUCCCAGACAUGUGCUCAUUCCAGAACUCAAUCACUUCAAUUGGGAAAUUCUGUCAAGUCUGGAUAUGUCAAAAAUGUACUCAGACAUAAAAAAUAUUAUUGAAACUUCUAAUGAAGAUAUCAGGAAUGGUGAAUCAGACGAAAAAUUGAAAUUUUUGAUAAUAGAAGGUUUUCUACUUUACAAUUAUAAACCAAUAGCAGACCUAUGUGACAAGAAAUAUUUCAUAGAUAUUGAUAAAAAAGUGUGUUGGGAUAGAAGAAAAAAUCGUGUUUAUAAUCCUCCUGAUGUGCCUGGGUAUUUUGAUAAAGUUGUUUGGCCUGAAUAUUUAAGGCAUAAACAAGAAAUAAGUUCAAACAAAAAUUUAAAUGAGACUACAACAUUCCUUGAUGGAACUAAACCAAUAAAUGAAUUGUCUGAUGAAGUAAUUGAUGAAAUAAAACACUGUUUGAAUUAAA
Nasonia vitripennis (jewel wasp) is the source of this 1830-nucleotide messenger RNA. It is a transcript of the gene Nrk1, whose product is annotated as nicotinamide riboside kinase. The record is from RefSeq and is a predicted model, not a curated record. The transcript is spliced from 4 exons. Lineage: Eukaryota; Metazoa; Arthropoda; Insecta; Hymenoptera; Pteromalidae. Gene Ontology annotation, cellular component: cytoplasm. Gene Ontology annotation, molecular function: kinase activity; ATP binding. Bases 248 to 676 code for a protein of 142 amino acids.